AUGAACAUGCUGCAAGAGCAGAUGGACCCACACUCUUUAAGGCUCAAAGUUGUAGGAACUAGGAAUACAAGCGACUUGGAUAUUGGGAUCAAAGGGCCAGCCCGGAGCCGAAGGAGACCGUCGUCAUCGUCGUCGUCGUCGGCUACAGUUCGGUGUCGGCUCGUCAUCGUCGUCGUCGUCGGCUCGUCGUCAUCGGCUCGUCGAGUGCAGAGGCGAGACGAGAGCGGGGGAGGCUCGUCGGUGGUGGUUUUCGAGUGCUACUGUGCUAGGGUUUCUCCGCUCGUCGUCGUCGGCUCGUCGUCGUCGGCUCUCAGAUUAUUUUUACUAAUGUCUCAUUCUAAAGUGGGUGAAAAUGAGACUGUUGAAGAUUUAAGGAAUGAGGAUGAUAGAAAUGAAGAUACUGCUGAAAAUAUUUGUGACAAUUCUUCUAGAAAAAGAUCUUGGGUAUGGAAUCACUUUAUCGAGGAAAAAAAUUCUGAAGGGUCAAUAGCUAAGUGCAAAUAUUGUAAAAAAGUUUUAAGUGGGAGCACUAAAGGAGGAACGAGUCAUCUAAAACGUCAUCUUGAAAAUGUUUGCAAGAGGUAUCAAAAGAAUUCGACUAAUCAGUUGCUCUUACUACCAAGUUCAAAAGAUCCGAUAAAGUGUUUCAAAUUCAAUCAAGAAGAGAGUAGAAAAAUUCUUGCAAAAUUUAUCAUAUGUGCUGAGCUUCCAUUUCGUAUUGUUGAGCACACUGUUUUUCUGGAUUUUAUGAGAUCUCUUCAGCCAUUAUUCAAAAUUAUGGGUCGUAAGACUGUAAAACAUGAUUGUAUGGCUUUGUAUCAAGAAGAGAGGAAAAAAUUGCAUGAUGUAUUCAAGAACCUAAGUUCUCGAGUUAGUUUCACUACUGAUAUUUGGACAUCAAAUCAGAAAAUCGGUUACAUUUCUUUCACAGCACAUUAUAUUGAUUCUGACUUUACUCUGCAUAAGAAGAUUAUUAGUUUCAAGAAACUUCCAUACCCUCACACCAGCUUUGCAAUUGAAGAUGCUGUAAAAAAAUGUCUUGUUGAAUGA
Phoenix dactylifera (date palm) is the source of this 1050-nucleotide messenger RNA. The record is from RefSeq and is a predicted model, not a curated record. Lineage: Eukaryota; Viridiplantae; Streptophyta; Magnoliopsida; Arecales; Arecaceae.